UUGGCUUGUUGUCAAGCAGCCUCGAUUUGGUCUCGCCGUCACGUGGAGAUCCGAGUAUAUAAACUUUUCAUUUAGGAACUUUCUUUAACAAUUUUCAUUCGUAUUUUUUUUCUAACGGAGAACCUGCUCCGAUAUUAAACAGAUAUCAAACACAGAAAAUCUAUGCUUCCUUCGACGGUGACGUCAUUUCAUCGCCAGUUACACAGUGAGCGCCGAUUCGGGAUGUCUUCGCCUACCUCUUGUGGUUCCAGCGGGGUCCCCGUGGCAGCCGUCGCCGGAGUUCGAGCAUCGUCUCCAACGUCGGCUCCGGCUUCAUCCUCCGGCACCGCUCAUCCAUCGGGAUCUCCCUUCUCGCCGGACCUCCAGGCUCAGAAGGUUCUUCUAGAACAUCUCUUUGAUCGGAGUUUGGUUGAAGGGGACUUCUGGUAUGUCAUCGUAGCCGAGUGGCUGGAGCAGCUGAAGAAGUUCGUUGGUAUCAAUAGCUCGAGGAAGUACUACGGCCAAAGAGCAUCGUCUCCACCAGGUCCUAUAGUGACGAGACGAGACUACGCCCACACUGUUGAUGUGGUACAUGAAGAUGCCUGGCGAAUGCUUGUACAGUGGUACGGACUUGCUGAAGGCCACAAGGCUAUGAAGCUUGUAGUGUAUAAAUAUGCACGAGGACCUGAAAUUGAACAUAAUAUAAAUUCGUUUAAAAUAAUGCUUAGCAGUUCACCACCAGAGGACUUUCACAUUGUUCGCUUCAGCAAGAUGGAGAAGGUGGGUCACAUUGAGUUCAAAGCUCGGCAGUUGUAUUCCAUUCCAGCACAUCAGAAGUCCCGGAUGUGGGCAAAACCAGAGGCAGACACCGAAUGGAGGCCGUUGUUUUACCGCGAUAAAUCCAUCGGCGUAGUUCUGGAUAUGGACUCUGAUUUUACAAGGCCGGUGGUUGCCUUGGAAACGAUGGACGAUGAAGGGAAGUGGACGGGAGCCCCCGAGAACAUGGAGCUGACGGAGGAGGCUGAGACCCACGGGCAGCUGGUAGAGCACAGCAUGUUCGAGGACGUGACGACCCCCUGGGAGCUGGACAUUCAUGAGCAGCUGGACUACGUCGGGAAGACGUUUCUAGAGAAGCUUCACGGGAACUUCAACGUGUUCGUUCAGAGAGCCAAAGAUUACAUGGAGGCGCGUGAGUGUCAGCUGAGGGAGAGGGAGCGUCAAGUGUGUGCGCGUGAGUCGGUGACGGAACGUUUGGGCACGAGGCUAGAGUUGAAGGAGCACAGGUUGAACGAGGAACUGGCCAGGUGCCAGGAGAAAAUCAAGGAAUACGAGAGCAGACGGAUAGAACUAGAACGCCAGUUCACAGAGAGGCAAGAAGAGGCAGAGAAACAAAUAGCAGAGAAACAGCUGGAACUGAAGACUCAACAGGAGGAACUUCAGGCAGAGAAGGAACAAUUUCAAGAGGAGCUGAAGCGCAUGUCUGACCUGAGAGAGGUACAGGAGAGCCGUAUCAAACUGGACAUUGGCGGGAACCAGUUCACCACAUCCCUUCUGACGUUAACUAAAGACCCCAACUCUAUGCUGGCGGCCAUGUUUAGUGGCCGACACGAACUGAAAACAGAAGCAGACGGCAGCUACUUCAUCGACCGAGACGGGACGUACUUCCGGUACGUGCUCAACUACCUGCGUGACGGCUGCAUCAAGGAAGGGACCCUGCCCGUGAGUGAGACCAUGUGGAGAGAGCUGCUCACGGAGGCCGAGUACUAUCAGCUGGAGGAGUUCGCCGCCUUCCUCAAAGAUCUGUUAAACAAAAAAGAUCCUGAUGGUUGAUCCCCCCACUCCCCACCCAUCCCGCCAUACCCCUGAUUGUUGCCUUGUUGACAGUUUGUGAUCUUAAAAGUUGUAAGAAAAACGUGCAACGAUACAAAAUAUGUUGAAUUGUUGCUUUAAUUAGCCGCACUGUUUAGAUAAAAAAUAUGAUCACAUCUGUAGGUUGAUACAUAACACAUUAUGUAACACAACGUGUAAUGUAGGUGUUCUGUUACUUAAAUUGUUUACGAUAUGUAAAAGUCGUUUGUUUGAAAGAGAAUAAAGCAGCUAAGAUUGAUACAAAUUGCUGCCAGAUACAAGUUUACAGAACAAAUUCGUGUUGCCAGACUGCGCAUUGAAUGACAUGGAGAACGGCUUUUAAGGACGAAACAAGGAAAGAUAAUUAAAAAUAAAAGGUUAAAGCGAAUAUUUUUUAGUCAGUUGUAUAAUGAAAUCAAAAUGCAACUAUUUAAUGUGGUCUUACGGUGAGCCGGUGAAUGAAUUAAUGAGCAGGUAUCCGGUAAUGCACCAAGACGAAUUAAUUAAUGACACAUUGUGUUGUUUCCCUUGUGAAAAGUAUUGUAGAUUAAAGGGAUAUAACACACCACUUUUGACUAAACAACAACUUUGCAAAAAUGUUGCAACUGUAUAGUGGUACAGUGUUGCCAGUGCUAUAAUUAAAAUAUUUAAACAGUAAGUUUCCAAAAUUUAAUCAAGUUUAUCCAGAACUAAUUUUAUUAGAUUUUUAAUUUAAGUCAAACUGUAGUUAAUAAACUUCCCGAAUGUUUAAAACUC
Molecule: messenger RNA, 2583 nt
Organism: Physella acuta
Lineage: Eukaryota; Metazoa; Mollusca; Gastropoda; Physidae
Biological process (GO): protein homooligomerization
Molecular function (GO): cysteine-type deubiquitinase activity; protein binding
Source: RefSeq, a predicted model, not a curated record